AUGCCAUCCAGGAUGCCAGCCGGGCAAAGAGGUCCAGGUCCAACCUGGACUCUUCAACCGAGAAGGAGCCCGAAUGACAACUACACAUUCGGUAACCUUGUCGCCGUUUCGCCCCAAGAUAUCCCGCCUACCCGAGAUGGCACCGACCUUCUCGUCCUAGUAAAUGAUCUCUUUGUCUUUUCGGCUCGGCCAUUUGACGGACCCGUCAAUGGACCUAAUGAUGGUUGCCCCCCGGGAUGCAUCGGGAUGUCGGACGCUCAGCGAACAUGGGCGAAUAUCGGUAUCAGAGACUCGGUCAAGGUCCAGCUCUAUGAUCCCUUUAGCAAGGGCGGGCAAGCCUACCUUGGAUCUGCGGAUAUCGAAGUCAGCUUUGCGUCUUCCAUGCCGAAGAAGCGACCUGAGACCCCAUAUGAUCAGGAUGAGUUAGCUCAAGCUGUGAUCAGGAACUUUGAGAACCAACUGUUUUCGCCUGGACAGAGAAUCCUAAUGGACAACAAGAGUAUCCCCCUUUUGUUGCAGAUCAAGACCGUUCAACGGGUUGACCUGACCUCCGAAAAAGGAUCUGGCGAAGUCGAGACCAUUCCUACCGCCAGAGGCAUUGUCACUCGACACACCCAAUUCAACUUUUACAAGGAUUCCAAAACCGGAAUUAACGUGAAGCCAUCUAGUCGUCGCCCCGCGGCCAAUUCUAUCAUCCAACCUGGCUUCAAAUUUGAGGAUAUGGGAAUUGGAGGUCUGGACUCCGAGUUCAGCACGAUUUUCCGUCGUGCUUUCGCAUCUCGAAUCUUCCCUCCUGGACUUGUUGAAAAGCUGGGUAUUCAGCACGUCAAGGGUCUUUUGCUCUACGGUCCUCCUGGAACCGGUAAAACGCUGAUUGCUCGACAAAUUGGAAAGAUGCUCAAUGCUAGAGAACCCAAGAUUAUCAACGGUCCCGAGGUUCUCAACAAGUAUGUCGGUGCAUCUGAGGAAAACAUUCGGAAGAUGUUCGCAGAUGCCGAGCAGGAGUACAAGCAGAAGGGUGAUGAGAGUGGUCUCCACAUCAUUAUCUUCGACGAGCUUGACGCAGUGUGUAAGCAACGUGGCAGCGGAGCCGGGGGUGGCACUGGUGUCGGUGAUAGCGUGGUCAACCAGCUUCUUUCAAAGCUCGACGGUGUCGACCAGCUGAACAACAUUCUGCUGAUUGGUAUGACGAACCGAAUGGAUAUGAUUGAUGAAGCGUUGCUGCGUCCUGGCCGUUUGGAGGUGCACAUGGAAAUUUCGCUCCCUGAUGAGUAUGGCAGAAGUCAAAUCCUCAACAUUCACACAGAGAAAAUGCGAAACAACAACGUCAUGGCUGGAGAUGUUGACCUGGCUGAACUUGCUCAUUUGACCAAGAACUUCUCAGGAGCCGAGAUUGCAGGUCUCGUCAAGUCGGCUUCGUCCUUUGCAUUCUCGCGCCAUGUCAAAGUGGGUACUAUGGCUAGUAUCGAUGACGAUGUUGUGAACAUGAAGGUUCAAAGGGAGGACUUCCUCAAGUCUCUUGAUGAGGUCAAGCCUGCCUUUGGUGUCUCCGAAGAGGAGCUUUCUAGCCGUAUUGCUUACGGCAUUAUUCACUACUCCCAGACGAUCAACGAGAUCCUGCGAGAAGGUGAGCUGUUCGUCAAGCAGGUCGGCAAGGCCGAUUCGACCCCACUGUUCUCUGUGCUGUUCCACGGCCCGCCAAGCAGCGGAAAGACCGCUCUGGCAGCGCGGAUUGCGAUUGACUCUGGCUUCCCCUUCAUCAAACUGAUCAGUCCGGAAGAUAUGGUUGGAUUCAAUGAGGCUGCCAAGAUCUCUCACAUUAGCCGAAUCUUCGACAGUGCGUACAAGAGUACCACCAGUAUCGUUGUGAUUGACAACAUCGAACGAAUCAUCGACUGGGUGCCCAUCGGCCCUCGGUUCAGCAACAGCGUACUGCAAACCCUCAUGGUCUUCUUGAGGAAGCAGCCUACCCACGGCCGUCGUCUUUUGGUUCUCGCUACCACCACUGAACGUGCUUUGAUGAAGCAACUAGACAUCUACAACUCUUUCAACUCGGAUAUCAUGGUCCCGAAUGUCAACUCUUUCAGUGAGCUUCGUCAUGUCAUGGAAAAGUCGGGUGACUUCGACCCCCAGGAGAUUGCGCAAGCCCUCGAGUCAGUUGGAGGUCUUGCAGAUGACGGACGUUUGAGUGUGGGUAUCAAGAAGAUUCUACUCGGCAUUGAAACAGCCAAGCAGGAUUCGGACAAGGUUGGUCGCUUCGCUCGUGUCAUCAACCGUGCGAUCGAGGAGGAACAAAGCUUCCAGUAA
Molecule: messenger RNA, 2307 nt
Organism: Penicillium olsonii
Lineage: Eukaryota; Fungi; Ascomycota; Eurotiomycetes; Eurotiales; Aspergillaceae
Source: the annotation of a GenBank genome assembly